Messenger RNA from Phycomyces blakesleeanus NRRL 1555(-), 171 nucleotides. RefSeq names its product C2H2-type zinc finger transcription factor. Gene Ontology annotation, molecular function: DNA-binding transcription factor activity. Gene Ontology annotation, cellular component: Tec1p-Ste12p-Dig1p complex; Ste12p-Dig1p-Dig2p complex; nucleus. Gene Ontology annotation, biological process: sexual reproduction. The record is from RefSeq and is a predicted model, not a curated record. The annotation marks the transcript as partial. NCBI's taxonomy places the organism in Eukaryota, Fungi, Mucoromycota, Mucoromycetes, Mucorales, Phycomycetaceae. The transcript has a single exon.
GACCAAUGUCACCGCCAAUUCAAGCGUCUUGAGCACCUCAAACGGCACAUGCGAAUACACACAUGUGAAAGACCGUUUGCAUGCUCUGUGCCUACUUGCCACAAGACAUUCUCUCGCUCAGAUAACCUUUCUCAGCAUAUGAAGACGCACGAGCGUCAUGCAGAGCGCAGA